Anguilla anguilla (European eel) is the source of this 3261-nucleotide messenger RNA. RefSeq lists its product as uncharacterized. Lineage: Eukaryota; Metazoa; Chordata; Actinopteri; Anguilliformes; Anguillidae. Bases 91 to 3054 code for a protein of 987 amino acids. Gene Ontology annotation, molecular function: cysteine-type deubiquitinase activity; cysteine-type endopeptidase activity. Gene Ontology annotation, biological process: protein deubiquitination; G1/S transition of mitotic cell cycle. Gene Ontology annotation, cellular component: cytosol; nucleus. The transcript has 14 exons. The record is from RefSeq and is a predicted model, not a curated record.
GCAAAGUUGAUGUAAAUGUAAAUACCUUCAAUAUGAUAUCUAGCAAUGUUUUUUGAAAGAAAUGAACAAAAAUUCAAAGUUCUGGAUUAAAUGAACCGGUGUUGUGAUAUCAUCUGUGCAGUGUUGAAAUUGGAAUCGCUAGAAGAAAAUCAAGAGUCUUGGGGCCCACCUACGUCUGCUGAUGUGUUCAACAAGGAGAACAAUCUGCAGAACAUCUCCUCUGGGACAGGGAACUUUUCUCAUCCGAGAUAUCAACAGCGGCGACUCCAGGAUGCAGCCCCCAAUCAUUCUACAUUUUGGAAAACAGAAAUCAAUACCAAAAAUGGACUUUCAUGGCCAUCUUUAACUGUAUUGGAUGAUGAGGAGAAAAAGACCCAAAAGAAAAUAUCACGGAAGAAGGGGAAGAAAGGACGAAAGGCCCAGUCAGGAUCCCAGGAGCCAGUCCAUUCCAUCGACUGCCCAGAGGAGCCAGUCCAUUUCAUCGACUGCCCGAAGGAGCCAGUCCAUUCCAUCGACUGCCUGAAGGAGCCAGUCCAUUUCAUCGACUGCCUGAAGGAGCCAGUCCAUUUCAUCGACUGCCCACAGGAGCCAGUCCAUUUCACCGACUGCCUGAAGGAGCCAGUCCACUCCAUCGACUGCCCACAGGAGCCAGUCCAUUUCAUCGACUGCCUGAAGGAGCCAGUCCAUUCCAUCGACUGCCCACAGGAGCCAGUCCAUUUCAUCUACUGCCUGAAGGAGCCAGUCCAUUCCAUCGACUGCCCACAGGAGCCAGUCCAUUUCAUCGACUGCCUGAAGGAGCCAGUCCAUUCCAUCGACUGCGCACAGGAGCCAGUCCAUUUCAUCGACUGCACACAGGAGCCAGUCGUUACUCUCGACUGUGCAGAGGAGUCAGUCAAUUCCAUCGGCUGCCCAGAGGAGCCAGUCGUCACUCUCGACUGUGCAGAGGAGCCAGUCAAUUCCAUCGACUGUGUGGAGGAGCCAGUCAAUUCCAUCGACUGCCCAGAGGAGCCAGUCGUUACUCUCGACUGUGCAGAGGAGCUAGUUCAUUUCAUCGGCUGCCCAGAGGAGCCAGUCGUCACUCUCGACUGCGCAGAGGAGCCAGUCAAUUCCAUCGACUGUGUGGAGGAGCCAGUCAAUUCCAUCGACUGCCCAGAGGAGCCAGUCGUCACUCUCAACUGCGCAGAGGAGCCAGUCAUCACUCUCGACUGCGCAAAGGAGCCAGUCAAUUCCAUCGACUGCCCAGAGGAGCCAGUCGUCACUCUCAACUGCGCAGAGGAGCCAGUCAUCACUCUCGACUGCGCAAAGGAGCCAGUCAAUUCCAUCGGCUGCCCAGAGGAGCCAGUCGUCACUCUCGACUGUGCAGAGGAGCCAGUCAAUUCCAUCGACUGUGUGGAGGAGCCAGUCAAUUCCAUCGACUGCGCACAGGAGCCAGUCAAUUCCAUCGACUGCGCAGGGAAGCCAGUCCUUUGCAUUGAUGGCACAGAAGAGCCAGUCCAUUCUAUCGACUGCUCAAAGGAUUCAGUUGUUUCCAUCAACUGUGCAGAUGAACCAGCUCUGGCCUUGAGUGCUGCAGAGGCAGCUCAUUCCAUUGACUGCGUAGUGCCACCGUCCCUGACUGUUCAUCCUACCAAACAGGAAGAAAAAGCAAAGACCAAGAAAAAGAAAUGGUCUUUGAAGAAAAGAAAGAAAGGGAUGAAGGCAAAGCCAGUGUCCCUGUCUGCCAACUGUUUAGAAGAGCCAGGCCUGACCCUCACCUGUGCAGAGCAGGCAUUACACCUUAUCACUGACUGUCCAGAGGAGGCUUCGGCCCUGAACAUAAACUGCUUUGGAGAGAAGCCUGUGGCUGUGGCCGCUGGCUGUAUAGAGAAGCCUACCCUGUCCAUUGGCUGUGUGGAGAAGCCUGUCCUGUCCAUUGCCUGUUUAGAGAAGCCUGCUGUGUCCAUUUGCUGCAGAGGGAAGCCUGUGGUGUCCAUUGACUCUGGAGACUAUACACUUCACAACACAGAAAAGCAAAGGCUGAAGUUCCAAAGCUUGAAGAAAUUCCAGGCAGAAAACAUCAGCCAGGCUGACACCCAGAAGAGCAGAAUUGAUCACACUGUCCUCGGGUUCCCUAACAUUGGAAACACCUGCUAUAUGAACGCGACUCUCCAGAGUCUCUUCAGUCUCCUAACUUUCACCCAGGACAUCAAGAGAGAGGAGAGCUGCUGGAGACCAAAUCUGACCACGCAUUUACUGAAGUCUCUAGCAGAUCUGCACUCAGCGCGAGCCAGCCGCAGCAGUGAGCUGAAGAUCUGCCUGCUGAAGAACCUGAAACGGUCCAUCGCGUCGAACUUCAGCGACUUUUGGGGAGAUGAGCAGCAGGAUGCCCAUGAGUUCUUCAGCAUUCUGCUGUCCCAGCUGAAAGAGGAGGGGGUUUCCCUGAGGACAAGGAUGGGGCUGCAUUCCUUCACGUGCGCCGUCGAGGCUAAUUUUGAAUUCGAACUACUGUCCACCAGAAAGUGCCUCAGUUGUGGGACAAAGGUGUGUAACACGGAGUCCUACAACUGUCUGUCUGUGGACUUAGUCCCAGGGGGUUCUGUACAGGACUGUUUGGCACUCUACUUCAAGGGCUAUGAGGUAGAGUGUCGGUGCCAGUGGUGCUGUGGGGAGUUGGCGUCUGUGGAGCAGACGCUACAGUCGGUGCCUCGAGUGCUGGUUGUGCAGCUGAAGCGGUUCAGCUUUAACUCCAGAGGGCACCUGGUGAAGCUGCACGAUCGGCUCCACAUCUCACCCCAGCUCAGCCUGCAGGCCCACAGCAGGGCCAAUGUUCGCCUCCCAGGGAUGCCCAAGACCCACCAGACCCACGGAGACUGCCUGGAUACCUCCCCCUCACCAGGGGGUGCUGUCUGCUUUACAGGCCAUUACAUCUGCGAAAGCACGGACGGCAACACAAACUGGCUGUCGUUUGAUGAUGAGAGAGUGAAGCAGAUGGACCAGAGAUCCGUGCUGCGGCAGAGAGCAAACUCUGCCUAUCUACUGUUUUACGAGUACAGGGGUGCUGGUGGAGAGAGGUGAACCCCAGACCAGGGCCAGCCUCUAGUGAGACCACUCAGACCACUCUGCCUCUAAAAGAGAGGACAGCCAUUUCCGGGUAUGUUGUCCGUUGCUUAUGCUGUUGUUUGAAAUGUAUGUUAUGAGCAUUGUGGGAAAACGACAUAUAGAGAUAAGGUUACAAAGGAGUACGUGCCAGGCUUUGUUGAAUUCUGGGUGCCGACGAACUAU